Messenger RNA from Lineus longissimus, 3220 nucleotides. RefSeq lists its product as uncharacterized. The record is from RefSeq and is a predicted model, not a curated record. Lineage: Eukaryota; Metazoa; Nemertea; Pilidiophora; Heteronemertea; Lineidae. The coding region runs from base 4 to 3081 and encodes 1025 amino acids. Gene Ontology annotation, molecular function: protein binding. The transcript is spliced from 14 exons.
AACAUGGCGUCAAGAUCGCACGUGCCUGUCCUGGUAUGCAUAUCAGCAGUGAUCUUAACAGCUUUGAUUCCAGUGACAGCGGAAUCAUCCUGGGGCAGCUGUGGUAAUGGCUGUGUCUGUGAUAAGGCAAGGUUGACGAUCACGUGCCGCCUCAGUAGUUUGGCCACGGUUGCGUUCCCAGCGGACACACGUAAGAUCAUAGCACGUGACAAUGGAUUGUCCAGCAUUCCCACCAAUGUCUUCCAAGGACUAGAUGACAUCGAUGAAAUCAAUUUGAUCAACAACCGCAUUACCAGUCUGAGAGGCAACACGUUUGCAGGAGCAAAUAACCUCCGAAAGUUGUUUUUGGGAAGUAAUUCCAUAACGUCCAUUGAUGAGGGAACAUUUGCAAAAAUGACGAGAUUAAGCGAAUUGGAUCUGUCUGGCAACCCAAAUAUGGGUAGUAUUCCACCUGGCGUCUUUAGCGGAUGUACACUUCUGCGUGAAAUCAAUCUGUCCAACUGCGGUCUUCGAAGUUUGAGUGAGGACGUGUUGCCGCGGAGGCUCCGAGCUCUUGACCUUAGCGGUAAUGUCGGGAUACAAGUCACCAAAAAGAUGUUCGAUAAAGUUGGGCGUAACGUCUUAAAAAUUAACAUGGCCAACUGCAAAGCAAACCUGAAGAUGGAUUUUUUCCAAGUGGCGAAGCGACUGAAAAGUUUGGACUUGUCUGGUAACACAGUGCUGGCGAAGGUCUCGAGUGUCAGGAGUGCUGAGAUGUGCAUUGACGGGAGCUGCUACCGAAAGUGUGGAGGAGGAGAGUUCAACGACCUCAACAAGCCUCACAACGAGCUUCUAGCAAGCUCGGAGCCAAAACUGUUUGGCCUAUUUGUUGACUUGAAUUAUGUCACCCAGUUUUACCAAGGGCAAAAGACAAGCAUCACACUGUAUGCAGACACCGUCCUAGCUUUGGACGAUGUCACUUUAGACAGCCGGUACCAAGUACGUGUCAUCACAAGAAACUUUUACGUGAGGCACGGAAAACAACUUCGUGGUGCAACUGAUUGUCAGUUUUCAUACGCAGCCAGUAGGGCCGGGAAGAAAAGGCUGAUUAUCGCAAAGUUCGGCCCGCUCGUUGUCCUGACUGAUAACAUCGACUAUGACAAGUCCUGCGCGUAUGACCGUGGGUUGUCUUCGUCUGGAAUGGUCCCAAGUCCAGACGUCCUACAAGCGAUGAUACAAUGUGCAGAGAUGAACCGUGCUGACUCCUCCACAGUUGAAGCAACUUCGCUUCCAAUGCUUGCAUCGGUGGUUACACUCGCUUCAGCUCCGGGGACAAGUGCAGUGACGGAGUUGCGGAAUGUUCGCAACGAAGCCUCCAAGGCGCUUUUCGACAUUGACGUGGAGUUGCGGAGCGAGUCGAGAAUUGUCCCGUACCUGUCUUUAGACGCCUAUACCAAUAUUCUCACCAAUCUACACACGUAUGGUAAGAACUAUGAGGAUCAGUACACCGCCGUGGAAGCGAGACAGGACCGGCUGGUCAACCAGGAGAUGGAGUUCCGAGCUUUGACAGUGCAGGCAAACGGGCUUAGGGAGUCAGCCGUCCAAGACAACGAGGCAUCACAUUACGCACUGCAGGUGUCACAGAUUGCGUUGGAAAGGUUCAAAGCUAGCUAUGAUGAAGCCAGGUUGGAGAUGAAAGAGGCGAAAGAAGCAUUUGAGAGAGGCGUCGAGAAGUAUAAACGUGACAUGGCUAUGAAAACUGCGUUUGCCUUCAUCAAGGCCAUUUUUAGUAUCAUCACGGGAGCUGCAGCCAGGGACCCGUCAGCAAUCAUGGACGGAAUAACACAACUGAUCGACGCCAUGAUGGAAUUGGUAGACUUGAUUGUAAAGAUAACCAACUUGAUGAGAGGAUUGGAUGCGAUCACUGCCACUCUUGGUGAGAACGGACCAAACACUGAUGUAUCUGUGUAUCUUCAAGACGUCGAGGAAGCAGCGGGUUUGAGGGUCAAGAUGGUGGAGUGGGACAAUAUGAUUGCCAUGACCGACACCCAGCUGGACACUGACACAGUCCGCGAGAUCGGCGCCUCAACCACCUUCAGGGAAGCUGUCAAGAAACUUGCAAAUUACGGCAAAUCGAUGACGCAACAGCUCAUCACGCAAUCGAGUCUUGUCAUUGAGGCCUACCAGAAGAAGCUUCGUAUGGACCUGGCUGAGGAGUAUCUGGUCAGGGUGGAGACUGACUUCCAGUUGCUUGGUAACAAGGCGGUCCAAAACGCCCAGGUCUUGUGGAGUUUGAAGAUGCAGAAACACCAGGCUAAGAUGCUGUUGAUGGAACACCUCCUCCAGUACUGCAGGACCUACUUCUACUUCAUGUUGAAAAACUGUGCACAAUCGGAGAUGCCAGAGAUAGGAGACACCAUGCAUAACCUGCUGGGGAAGAUCAGCAUUGCCAAGACUAAGAAACUACUGAAUAUGGUCAGGUUGGGCACGUCACAGAGUAUGAAUGAGCGCGUCAGUCUCGUUGAUACGAAAUUCGGCGCCGCCUGCAAGUUCGACCAUGACUGUCCCGUCACCAGGAUGAAACAAAACCGUAUCCUUGCUCUGAACAUCACCAGAGAUAAUGAUGAUGAUUUCUACCAGUAUGAGAGGGUCAGGGUAGAGGAGAUCAAGGUCUUGCUCAAAGGUGUGACUAACAGAAACAGGCGAGACAUAAAGCUGGUGGUCCAGAACACAGGUGACUUUGACGACUUCUAUCAGGGCAACGAAUACAACUUCCUCAGUGUUCCAUUCAACAGGAUAUUCAAAUACAGCACAGCGGAUGGUAGUUCCAUUGAUGAGAUCAGUACCCGGGCAAACGAUGUGAACCAACGUAUCUUCAUGAGUACAACCCCCUUCACAAUCUGGAGGCUAUGGCUACCCCUAGAUGAUAACCAAGGCAUUGACCUGAGUGGACUUAGUGAAGUCAAGAUUUACUUCAUCGGGAACAUGAUAGCAGCCAGCAGGUCUGAAAAUCCGUUUUGGGAUUAUGGGGGUGGAAACUUUGGUCCCUAUGGGCGACGAAAGAAGAGGUCCGUCCUCAAGGUCAGCAUGAGCAGCUUCUAACAAGUCAAUCUCUACUAAACGAUCGACCGACCUGGCUCCUGCCUUCAGACUCCGUGUCAAAUUCUAUAAACAAUAUACCAAUUUUUUUUCCCAAUUUUUACUGUCAUUAUUGUAAUUCAAUAAAUAUUCAAAUACCAAA